This is a messenger RNA of Pyricularia grisea, 2190 nucleotides long. RefSeq lists its product as uncharacterized. Bases 1 to 2190 code for a protein of 729 amino acids. Gene Ontology annotation, biological process: carbohydrate metabolic process; fungal-type cell wall organization. Lineage: Eukaryota; Fungi; Ascomycota; Sordariomycetes; Magnaporthales; Pyriculariaceae. The transcript is spliced from 4 exons. Gene Ontology annotation, molecular function: glycosyltransferase activity; chitin binding; hydrolase activity, hydrolyzing O-glycosyl compounds. Gene Ontology annotation, cellular component: fungal-type cell wall. The record is from RefSeq and is a predicted model, not a curated record.
AUGACGAAUUUUUCCAAGAUGGCCACCCGCCUGUUGACGUAUGUCACAGGUUUUGCCGCAGUCACCCAGGCUAUAGCCGGGACUGGAUGCAACCCAAUAACGACGAAAAACUGCCCGCCCAUGCCCGGCCUCAACACAGGCUACUACGAGAUAGACUUCAGCAACAACCCCAAAGACGCGUCCAAGUACUGGACCACCUCUGCAGGGGCCCAGAUCCCACGCGACAGCCGCGGCAUCGCGCUGCAGUACCUCAAGCGGUUCGACGCGCCGCAGCUCAUCAGCACCUGGUACAUGUGGUACGGGCGGGUGGACGUGCAGGUGCAGGUGGCCAAGGGCCAGGGGAUGGUGACGUCCAUCGUGCUCAUGUCGGACACGCUGGACGAGAUGGACUGGGAGUGGUCCGGCAACAACUUUGGCUACGGGCCGAGCAAGGGCCGCGUGCAGACAAACUACUUUGGCAAGGGCGUCACCGGCACCUACGACCGCGGCACCACCGUCGAGGUCGACAAUCCGCAGGGCACCACGCACACUUAUACGUUCAUCUGGAAGCCAGAGUCGAUCGAGUGGCGUGUUGACGGCAAGAGCGUGCGUACUUUCUACGCCAAGGACGCCGAGACCAAGCCUGGCAGCAGCCAUCAGUUCCCGCAGACGCCGGCAAAGUUGCAGAUUGGGAUUUGGGCUGGAGGUGAUCCCUCCAAUGCUGGCGGCGUCAUCGAGUGGGCAGGCGGCGUUACCGACACAAACGCGGGCCCCUACGUAGCGUACGUCAAGAAGAUCACCGUCCAGAAUCAGUAUGCCGCCAUGGCUUACAACUGGACAGACCAGUCUGGUAGCCAUGGCAGCGUCAAGCAGCUUAGCCAGGACCCGGGCAACCUGGUCCCUGUGAGUCCGGCUCUGUUGCCACUGCGGUCCGAGUUACCCGUGACCCAGAUUGGUCGAUGCGGACCAGAGCUCAAGACCAUAUGCAAAGGCAGCGUCUUUGGCGACUGUUGCUCGCAGUACAACACAUGUGGCAGCACUGCCGAGUAUUGUGGUAGCGGCUGUCAAGGAGCGUACGGUAAAUGCGCCAAGCCAAACAUAUUUGCCAACGAAAAGCUCGAGUUUGAGCCCGAGCCGUCGACGAGCGUUAAGAAGAUCACUUCUACUACUACUAUAACUUCCAGCACCAGUACCAGCAAGUCUACCAGUACCACUACUAGCACUAGCACUAGCCAAUCGACUUCAUCCUCGGCAAAAACCUCGACAACCACUUCUGCUGCUCCGCUGCGGACGGAUCUUCCACUAACUCCAAACGGACACUGUGGUCCCAAUGUCAAGACCAUUUGCAAAGGAAGCGUAUUUGGAGACUGCUGCUCCGAGUACAACUACUGCGGAAACGGCCCAGACUACUGUGGUACCGGCUGCCAGUCUGCCUUUGGGCGCUGUGGAGAUGCGCCUGUUGAGCCCAAGGCUGCAACGACCUCUUCCACCAGCCAGCUUUCCAAAGUGGCGACCAUUCCUGUCAGCUCAUCCAGCACCUCCUCGAGUACCAGCAUUUCUACAAGCACCACAACCACAACGGAGACGGCGGCCAGUACUGCAGCCCCAGGCAACAACAAUCCUGUGGUGAACGUCAAGCUGGCUGUUAGUGAAGAUGGAAGCUGCGGUGGCAAGGAUGCCAAGUUCACCUGCACAGGUGGGAUCUAUGGGGAGUGUUGCUCGCAGUACAACUUUUGCGGAAAUUCCAAAGACCACUGUAACACGGGUUGUCAGGUUGGAUUCGGGCGUUGCGAGGGUUCACCUGUUCCGUCCGCUGCCGAACCACAAAAGCCAGAAAAUGUAAGCGUCACUACAUCGACAAGCUCACCGUCGUCUUCUUCAUCCUCCACAACAUCCUCCACCAGCAAGACGGCCCUACCAACAACCAUCGGGUACACCUGCGAUGACGACUUUUGGUGGGAGAACAACUACUGCUACAAGUACAUGGGGGCCAACGGCCAGAUGAAGAAGAUGACCUCGGCCUUCUGCUACUCGUGGAGCGGCAAGAUGACCGACGUGCCAAACUGGCUCAACAAGGAUUGCGGAGGCGACAUUGAGCGUAUCCGUGGCGCUUGCUGCGGCCGCUGGAUUGCGCCACCGGAUGCCGCCUCGCCGCCGUCACCGCCAGCCCCAGGCGCGGCGACAGUCAAGCUCACCCAGGCGCAAGGAUGA